AGGCGCACGGGAUCCAGUCAAGGCAAGCCCUUGCUCUGUGCAGUAUUAGCUACAAUUAACACUGUUGUUCUGCUCUCUUGUGUCGAACAUGGUGAACGAUAUCACAAGUACCAUCCGCUGGCCCUCGCUCUACAAUCCAGGUAUCGAGAUUAUCAACAUCGCAAUGAGCAACCCCACCCGUACUGGAGGAUAUUACUUACUUCGUGAGGAGGAUGUAUUUCGUUUUACGCUCUACUGGACGCUUAUUUUUCACCUGCCUUUCUCUUUAUUCUGUGGGAUAUACGCUUUCCUCAACUUCACCCUUCCUCCCACUUCGUCUCCCCAUCCCUCGCCAUCACAUACAGGGCUAGAGUCUUUCCCCCUCAUACCUACCACUCCAAAGCCAUUGUCUCCGCUUGCUAUGCACCCAAGCCCGGAUAUGGACACGGCCAUGAGUACCAGCCCCAAUAUCCGUCCUUGGUCGCAGCCACGCAUGAACGUCCGCCGCUCCCGCCUUACCUUUGCCCUUCUUGUCCUCUUCGCAUUCCUCUUCUUCAGCUUCGUGGGUGCUAUAAUCAGCGCAGCUGUAGUCGGAUUUCUCAUAGUGGGGGUGUACAAAUCAGGCGAAUUCUAUGUGUCGACGUGGGUCCCAUUUAUAUGGGCUAUAAUUCAGGGUCUAAUAUCAUUGCUCGGGAUAUGGCCAUCUGUUAUCGACAUUAUCUGACAAGUCUACUCCAUUCGCCUCGUCGUUGUU
Messenger RNA from Serpula lacrymans var. lacrymans S7.9, 733 nucleotides. RefSeq lists its product as uncharacterized. Bases 89 to 703 code for a protein of 204 amino acids. Lineage: Eukaryota; Fungi; Basidiomycota; Agaricomycetes; Boletales; Serpulaceae. The transcript is spliced from 4 exons. The record is from RefSeq and is a predicted model, not a curated record.